Messenger RNA from Paramecium pentaurelia, 526 nucleotides. The record is from the annotation of a GenBank genome assembly. Lineage: Eukaryota; Ciliophora; Oligohymenophorea; Peniculida; Parameciidae.
AUGAAAACAAUAAAUAAUAAAGACUCAAAUAUACUCAAUCCUUAAUAUUAUGAGUGGCUGCAAGAAUAUAUUGAUACAGACAUAAUUGAAAUAACAGUAUUAACCAAAAUACAUAGUUUAAAUGAUAAAGCCUCUUUUGAUUGCAUAGUCUAUAUCAGCAAUAUUAUUAAUUAUGAAAGUGAGUUUAAAAUUGUAUAUUUUGAACAUUUUAAACAGCCUGUAAUUAUUAUUAUUUAUAAAUCAGACUAUAUCAAAAAGUUUUUAGAAUUGCUUUAAUAAAACUACCUCAUAAGAUAAUUAAUUAAUAAUAAAUCCUAGACUAUUUAUUCAUGAUUGGUUAUAUCAAGCAGAAGCAAAUCCCUUUUUAAUUAAAUUUUAGAUCAAUCAAAAUUUAAAUAAUUAAAUUCCUACUAAACUAGGUUAGGCUGAUGAAAUUGCUAAUUUUAUUAAAUCCAAAAUAUCACAACAAAAUUUAGAGUCUCUUUAUGAUGAAACAAUUAAAUUCAUUAAUUAAUGCAUUAUAUGA